Miscanthus lutarioriparius is the source of this 420-nucleotide messenger RNA. Lineage: Eukaryota; Viridiplantae; Streptophyta; Magnoliopsida; Poales; Poaceae. The record is from the annotation of a GenBank genome assembly.
AUGGAGAGGCCGGAGCUGGAGCUGGACCUCGGCCUCAGCCUCCACCACCGCUCUGCACCGGAGGAGCCGCCGGGCUUCUUCCUCUGCACGUACUGCGGCCGCAAGUUCUACACCUCGCAGGCGCUCGGCGGCCACCAGAACGCGCACAAGUAUGAGCGCACCCUGGCAAAGCGCCACCGCGAGAUGGCUGCAGCCGCCAUGCGCGCGCACCAAGCAGCAGCGUCUUCCGUGAGGGGCGCCGGCAGCGGCCAGGUCGACGCCGACAGCGUGCGGCCUGGAGGCGCCGCCAGAGCUGCCAGCGGCGUUGCUGGAGCAGAGCCUGAGGCGGCUAAGAACGCGAGGCAUGCUGAUCCGCCGGCGCCUUGGCAGCGGGGCGACGUCGAGCGCGUCGACAACCUGGACUUGUCACUCAGGCUAUGA